UGCCCGGGCUGGGCGGACACAGUCCCGGUCCGCCCCCGGGCGGUGCCAGGUGCCGGCCCGCCCCGUCGGUGAGCGGCGGGCGCGGGGAGCCGGGCGGCGGCAGAGCUUGGGGAGCGCCAUGCUGCCCGCCGCCCUCCGCCGCUGGCUGCGCCGGCCCAAGCGCUCCGACCCCCGCCUGCUCUCCCAGUUCUUCUUUGCUGAUGAGAGAGUGACACGGGUGGUGGCUGAGAUCAACGGGCUAAAUGCCGAGCUGGACCCACAGCAGUACCUGGUGCUCCUCAACCAGCUCCACCUCAGCCAGGCUCACCUGCUGGCCGUGCUGGAGCAGAUCAUGGAGGAGUGCAUCCCCACACAGCGGCACAGCCGGGACUACCUGGUCAAGUUCCCUGAGGAGCUCUUGGUGGACAACCUGGGGAACCAUAUGCUGUUUGCUGCUGAGUGUCUCCUGGCCGGGACCUUCCUGGAGGUGGAGGAGAUGGACGGGGCGCAGCUGCGGGCCCAGGCCAGAAACCUGCUGUGCAGUCUGGAACUGGUGCGGACGGUGCUGCGGGAGCAGAGCCUGAGCCAGCCCGGCUCCUACCCAGAGCCCGUCCGGGCUGUGCUCAUCCAGUUCGACUGGCUCUUCGCAGAGUUUGAGCUGAGCUAUGUGUCCUCCCUGGUGUCGGUGAAGUCUCCUGAGGAGAUCUACAGACAGCAGGAGAUCAUUGUGCUCUUCUGUGAGACGGUGGAGAGAGCCUUGCGCCUGGGCUACCUGACCCAGGAGAUGAUCGAUGGCUACGAACCACUGCUGAUGUUCACCAUCCCUCGCCUGGCCAUUAUCAGCGGCCUCCUCAUCUACCCUGAUGGUCCCCUCAGCCUGGAGCAGAGCCCUGAGCAGAUGUCCCAGGUCUUCAGCCCCUUUUACAACCUCUUAAAGAAGAUCAGGGACCUGCUGCAGGUGCUGUCGAUGGAGGAGCUCUGCCUGCUGGAGAGGAGCCUGUGCACAGCUGAGUCAGAGGAUCCCUGUGUCCUGGCCACUCCCCCAGCUUGGGGGGCAGCCAUGGACCCCCCUGCUCACUGGGGCCUCCUGGAGGUGCCCUAUGCCCCCCCACUGCCCCCCACCUGCACAGCACAACUGGGACCCUCCAGCACGGUGGACGACCCGGGCACAGCCCGGCGCUGGGGCCCCCAGUCCCCUGGGAGCAGCCCAGGGCUCAAUGCCACCCCGGCUGCCCACUGCUUGGACCUGCGCUCCCGCUACAGCAGCACCAAGGACAUGCUGCACACCCUCUUCGUCUGCAUCUCAGGGGUGGCCGAUCAGCUCCAGACCAACUUUGCCAGUGACCUGCGGAGCAUCUUAAAAACUGUCUUCAAGAUCGUCGCCUCGCAGGCAGAGCCCUUGGAGGAGCCGGGUGCCAGACAGGAAGAGGAUGGUGACCCACACCUGGUAGAUGCUUCUCGGGUGGCCGACUGUCCCCUCUGCUCCAGCCCCGCAGAGGCUGCCGGGCUCCAGAGGACAGCAGGUGCCUGCCGCCUGCCCGAGUGGGUGCCGGACAGCAUGUGCAGUCGGUGCUCUGCCUGCCGCUCGCCCUUCACCCUGCUGCGCCGCAGGCACCACUGCCGCAGCUGCGGGAAGAUCUUCUGUGCCCGCUGCUCACCGCACGCCACGGCACUGCCGCACUAUGGCCAGCCGAAACCUGUGCGUGUCUGCACGCAUUGCUACACCGCGCACCUCUCGCCCGUGCCUCGGCGCACCCGGAGCCAGUGAGGGACCGCCGUGCCAGAUCUGCAUCUGUAGGAGGCCACAGACCGCGGGGGACAGUGGCCGCUCCAGAGCUGCUGAGCGGCUCCACAGCACCAUGACCCCCUUGCGGGGGCUGCGUGGGCUUGGCGGCAGGACCCCCCACUCGUGGCAGCAGCACUUCACGCACGGCAGCAGCCCGUGCCCCACGCUGGCGUGGCCGGGGCUGCGGUGGGCGCGGGGUCGCCUCACCCGGUCACUGGGGCCGUGCCCCGCUCCUGGAGAGCCACGUGCCGUCUGCCCCCCCGCGGGAAAUGUGCUUCGUGGUGGGUUUUUUUCAGGUGAACUUUGGCUGCUCUUGGGCCCGGGGCAGAGUCUCCCCCCGGCCUGGCCCGCGACGGCACAAACAGCCCUCACAUGACGGCGGGUGCCGCGGGGCCGUGCCCGGAGCUGGCCCUCGCCCGUGGGGCCCGGCGGUCCCCCCCCUCCCCACCGGUCGAUGUUAAUAAACGGCUAAACCCGCCUGGCCCGGA
This is a messenger RNA of Columba livia (rock pigeon), 2253 nucleotides long. RefSeq names its product lateral signaling target protein 2 homolog. Bases 119 to 1747 code for a protein of 542 amino acids. The transcript is spliced from 13 exons. Gene Ontology annotation, molecular function: metal ion binding. Lineage: Eukaryota; Metazoa; Chordata; Aves; Columbiformes; Columbidae. Gene Ontology annotation, biological process: negative regulation of epidermal growth factor-activated receptor activity. The record is from RefSeq and is a predicted model, not a curated record. Gene Ontology annotation, cellular component: early endosome membrane.